UUGUUUGUUUGUUUAUUUUUGGAGCGGGGUGUUGGUUUUUUUUGUAAAGUGGCCUAUUUGUAAUUUGUAAAGCAGACUUAGCAAUUUAAUAAUCAUAACCCCUAUUAGAUUUACGAUCAGUGAUAUGCAACACGCGGUUAAUAAUGAGCAGACUGGUUUGUUUACUAUAGCAGUUUGACACUUUUGUGUCUGAAAUACACACAGUACAAGCGCGACCACAGUUGACCCUGGGAAUACUUUCAAAGAACUGUUGCUCUGACCGUCCUAGUGAACGUACAAACUUUCUGGAAACAUGGAAGGUCGAAGUGAAAGCAUAUUUGGGCAGGAUUCGGCAACGAUGGGCGUGAGUUCAUUCAUCCGACAAGAAAACGCCAAAAAUAGCACAGGCUGGCGUCCUAGCUCCUGGAAAACUCCGCUCCAGACACAGAGCAAUGGCUGACGUCUACCCAGUAACGCAACAAGUCACCAGUUUGGGGCCGCGGACUGGUCAGGCAGCACCUGAUGUCUGCAUUGCAGGCGUAGAGGAUUGCUUGAUCUACAGUCGCCACGGGCUUGGUACAACGUUUAAGAGUUUAUUCCACGACAGCAAAGCCAUCGUUGUUUUUGUGAGGAAUUUCUUGUGUUACACUUGUAAAGAAUAUGUUGAAGACCUGAGCAAAAUACCACAGGAAUUAUUACUGGAUGCUGGUGUCAGAUUGAUCGUCAUUGGACAGUCCUCCUAUUCCCAUAUAGAGCCAUUCUGCACACUAACAAACUAUCAACAUGAAAUAUAUGUUGAUCCAGAAAGACAAAUUUACAAGAAACUUGGAAUGACAAGAGGCGAGACAUUCAUGGAAACAGCAGCCUCCAGGAGUCCCCAUGUGAAAUCCACUGUGCUUGGUGGGAGUGUGAGGAGCAUGUGGCGCGCCAUGACCAGCCCAGCCUUUGACUUCCAAGGAGACCCUCUCCAGCAAGGGGGCGCUUUUAUAAUUGGCCCAGGACCUAAUGUUCAUUUUGCACAUUUCGACAUGAAUCGAUUUGACCAUGCGCCCAUCAGUUGGCUGCUUCAGCUUGCUGGUAUGCAAGCAGUAGAUUUAAGGAAUCCCAAGAUUAUUGACAUCUGAGAAAAAGGAGGGGAA
Molecule: messenger RNA, 1118 nt
Organism: Electrophorus electricus (electric eel)
Lineage: Eukaryota; Metazoa; Chordata; Actinopteri; Gymnotiformes; Gymnotidae
Gene: prxl2c
Product: peroxiredoxin like 2C
Source: RefSeq, a predicted model, not a curated record